Paracoccidioides brasiliensis Pb18 is the source of this 213-nucleotide messenger RNA. RefSeq lists its product as uncharacterized. The transcript has a single exon. Bases 1 to 213 code for a protein of 70 amino acids. The record is from RefSeq and is a predicted model, not a curated record.
AUGGCAGGACUUCAUUAUAAAGUUUACAAGACAUCGCAGAGCGCCACGAUCCUCAUAGUCGCAAAUCUACAGUCACACCACGUCUUUGACAAAAUCUACAUAUCGACGACAAGAAAUGUCUCGCGUUUGAUGGCUUUCGAGUCCCUUAGCGGCGGAUUGGCCCAUCUCGAUGCGGAAGCGGAAACAUUCCCCACCCUUAUAUUGAAGUUUUAA